Mycotypha africana is the source of this 4169-nucleotide messenger RNA. RefSeq names its product chitin synthase-domain-containing protein. The coding region runs from base 53 to 3772 and encodes 1239 amino acids. The record is from RefSeq and is a predicted model, not a curated record. Gene Ontology annotation, cellular component: cell periphery; cell septum. Gene Ontology annotation, molecular function: chitin synthase activity. The transcript has 6 exons. Lineage: Eukaryota; Fungi; Mucoromycota; Mucoromycetes; Mucorales; Mycotyphaceae.
GCAGCAGCAGCAGCAGCAGCAGCAUCAUCAACAACAACAACAACAAUAUGCAAUGAGACCAGUCCCUCCUCAGCAUCACCAACAACAACGUAUGCAGUCCUUUUAUGCCAAUCGACCUAGUCCACCUCCUUCGCAACACCAAUCUUACGCUUCUAGUCCCCGUCCACAACAUCAAAACCAUCAUCAAUAUCAGCAAAUGCAUAAUAACAACAAAUCACGUACGUCCAUCAAUCCUUCUCCCCAUCAGCAGCAGCAACAGCGAAUGUACUCGUCUGCAAGACAACCUACUCAAAGAAUGCCUGCUGGUGGUAUGAGACCACAUCCGUCACAACACCAUCCUGGACAAGGUGCACCUUACCCACCCAUGGUACCAGGGAGUAACAAUCAAUCUGCCAUGAGCGGCCCUUAUCAACGAGUAAGCAUGAACCGCUCCCGUUCUUUGUCAAGACCUGAGAGACAAAGACCCCGAGCGGGUAUGAUUCGUUCCCCUUCUCAACAACAACGUUUACAGCAGCAAGCAAGAUAUUAUGGUCAGCCACAGCCACAAUACCAAUCAUUACUCAAUAGCACCCAACAUCAACCCUCAAUGCAUCAACGACCUGUGCCUCCUAACAAUAGUCAUCCUAACCCUAAUCACAACGGCAGGUUCCUGAACCCCAUGUCGAAUCGUUUACAACAGCAACUACAACAGCAAAAAUAUCAGCAACAACAGUUGUUGCAACAGCAACAGCAACAGCAGCAACAACAACAAGAGGCUCUACUAAAUCAGUCUUUGAACACGAAUAACAAAAAAUUACAAAAGUCCCCUCCGGAUGAACCAGAAGAAAAAAUUAAAGUCUUGACAAGUUGGUGGGCUUGGAUUGCCUACUUGGCCACCUGUUGUAUACCCAAUUGGUUUUUACGGAUUUGUUUAAAGAAAAGGAAUGCAAUGGUACAACAAGCUUGGCGAGAGAAGCUCACCCUUUGUUAUAUCAUCUUCUUACUUUGCGCUGCGUUGGCUUUCGUUACUUACGGCCUCAAUAGGACUUUGUGUCCUACUCCCGGCGGUAACUCUCCAUUCUCUCGUGUUGUCAAUGGUCAACGUAUUCCUGUAUACUAUAGCAGCGUCCGCGUUUUCGGUCAAAUAUAUCCCAUGGACGUCAUGAAAUCCUUUUUCGCCAGCCAUGGUCUCAAUCUUACAAACGAUUACGAGAACACCGAUAUCAGUGGCAUCUUUAACGGCGACGUUCAUAACGAUUGUGCACGUUAUCCCAUUCCCAACCAUGAAUGUGCGUUAGUAAACCCUUACGGUGGUGGUUUAGCUGCUCCCGAUAAUAGCUGCCUCUCCUUCGCUGAACUGAAACGGUUCUACAAGUCCAAUACCAUCUUGGGCUUUGAUUGGCAAGAUUUAGAUAGUAAAUUGAUGUAUGGAAGAGGUUUAGUGCUGGUUGGCGAUUCUGUUUUGAAUGUCACUGAUUACCUAAUCAACAACCAGUCCUACUAUGGUCAAGAUGUGGAUCGUACUAUUCGUACUAAUCUUGCAAAGGAUGUCAGUUAUGCUCUAUUGUACACAUCCAACGGCAAAAACGCACGUAAAUGUUUAGCAGCUCGAUACAGAGUAGGUAUCAUGGAGACGGAGACAGGUGGUUGUAUCGCCGACUCUAUUAUUAUGACCUUGAUGUUGGUCGUCAUUAUUGUCAUGAUUGUCAUUCGUUAUGCUAUGGCACUUUUAUUUCAAUGGUUUAUCUCGAGUCGUUUGAUCAAACCCGGCGGCAGAUCAAAUUGGCUAGCUUGGCGUUCCAUCAAAGGUGGUAAUGAUGAUCCUGCAAACCAUAUUCCUGGCCCUUACAAUCAUUAUGCUGGGAUGCAACAACAGCAAGGCUCUUCGACAUCGUUAAACUCGACAUCUUUCACAGGAUCUACAUCUCGUAGCACGCCCAAUAUCAAUAAUAAUAGUUCUAUUAUGGGCUUGAAUAAUAGCGGAGCUCGUUCGGAUAUUGUCACAACGGAAUUGUAUACUGUCAUGUUGGUAACUUGUUAUUCUGAAGGCGAAGAGGGUCUUCGUAUUACCAUGGAUAGUUUAGCUGAAACCACCUACUCCAAAAAGCAUAAGAUUUUCUUUGUUAUUGCUGACGGUAUGAUCACUGGCGCAGGCGAGACAAAAUCCACGCCCGAUAUCGUUAUUAGUAUGAUGGAUCUAGACCCUACCAUGACAGACCCAAAACCUGCUUCUUAUUUAGCUAUUGCUGAUGGUGAAAAGCAACUUAAUAUGGCCAAAGUGUAUGCGGGCCAUUAUAAAGGUGUUCCUUGUAUAACAAUUGUCAAAUCAGGUACUGAGGAAGAAGCAAAUGGUUCAAAGGCUGGUAAUCGUGGCAAACGUGAUUCUCAGCUUAUUUUGAUGAGUUUCUUCCAGCGUGUACUAUUUAACGAUCGACUGUCGGAACUGGAUUACGAAAUGUUUUGGAAAAUGACAUGGUUGAUGAAAGGCGUUACGCCGGAUAAAUUCGAACUUGUUUUGAUGGUGGAUGCAGAUACCAAGGUUUUACCAGAUGCAUUGACGUAUAUGGUUGCUGCUAUGGCCAAUGAUAUUACCAUCAUGGGACUAUGCGGUGAAACACGAAUUGCCAAUAAACGAGCCUCAUGGGUUACUGCAAUUCAAGUAUUCGAAUACUAUAUUUCUCAUCAUUAUGCCAAAGCAUUUGAGUCUCUUUUCGGUAUCGUUACAUGCUUACCUGGGUGUUUCAGUAUGUAUCGUAUCAAGUCACCUAAAAAUGGUGCUUGGGUGCCCAUUCUAGCCAACCCAGAUAUCAUUCUGGAGUACAACCAGAACAUUGUCACAACAUUGCACGAAAAGAAUCUGCUACUUUUAGGUGAAGAUCGUUUCCUUUCUACUCUCAUGCUGCGUACCUUCCCUCGUCGCCAAAUGAUGUUUGUUCCUCAAGCACGUUGCAAAACUGUCGUACCUGAUCAGUUCAAGGUCCUUCUAUCCCAACGUCGUCGAUGGAUCAACUCCACCGUCCACAACUUAAUGGAACUUGUCUUGGUGUCUGAUCUCUGCGGUAUUGCCUGUUUAUCCAUGCAAUUUUCCGUGUUUGUCGACUUGAUCGGUACGUUGGUACUUCCUGCCGCUAUUGUUAUGACAAUCUAUUUAAUUGUUGAUACUGCGAUAUCCACCAAUCCACAAUGGCAAUCGCUUGCUCUAUUAAUUGCUAUCCUUGGUCUUCCUGCAGUUUUGAUUGCCAUCACAACUCUCAAAUUCAUCUAUAUCCUAUGGAUGUUUGUCUAUAUUUGCGCCUUACCCAUUUGGAAUUUUAUCUUACCGCUCUAUUCAUUCUGGCAUUUCGAUGAUUUCUCUUGGGGUGCAACGCGUGUUGUCGCUGGUGAAAAGAAAGAUAAGGGUCAUGGUGAUGCUGAAGGUAAAUUCGAUCCUAGCCGUCUAUUAAUGAAGAAAUGGGAAGAUUGGGAGCAAGAACGAACGGGACAACGCUUCCAUCAACAUAAAAAGGCUUCUCCCCUCAAGACACCUUAUGAUUCCAUGACAAAUUUGUUGACCCCUUCGCCUACAACAAAUACUACGGCGAGUACUUUGACUCCUACUACCACCAAUACUGGAACAUUAGGAGGAGGAGUUUAUCAUGAACAUGGCAGUGGCAUCCCAAUGUCGCAGACAGUAUCAGUAGCAACACCUACACCACAAGCGCCGGCAUCGUUUGGUAACAUAUUUAAUGAUAGAAAAAUGUAUGGUUCAUCGCCUGUGCCAACAUUAACGUCCUUGCCGAAUCAACAACAAUAAAUAAGCACAAUAUACCAUUCAUAUAUAGAUAUGUAUUCUAUAUAACAAUUAUAAAGAAAAAAAAAAACUCACAAUGGUAACACACAAGUGUAAUUUUUGUAAACUUGUAUACAGGAGUAUCGUAGCAAUAGUUAUGACAUCUGGUAAUCCAGCUAAUGACAAGCCAAAGCGCGUAAAAUACCCUUUCACUCUAUCCACGUCGUCUACAAAUCACUUAGAAGGCGAUUGUCACCCUCUUUAAAAACUAUAAAUAAAUUUUGGAAAGUCUAACCAUUUCUUAUGUGCCAAUUGUACAAUCACAUGUCUCCUUAACGAUGUCAUUUGCUAAUAUUUUCCUCCCGUAGGCACGUUGAUCUAUACAUUUCUGAUAGUAACCAUACUUGACUGAUAAGACUGG